CCAUUUUACACAUAAAACUGAAAAAUAUGAAAUAAAGUUGAAAUUUCUGUUUUGGAAGAAUAAAAUUAUAAAUAAAAUUCACAAAAUAGAUUAUGAUAAAGAAUAAAGUUUACAUUUGUAUUUUGAUCAGUCAAGUGUUGCACUGAUUGCAUUGAUCUCCAUGACAAAGGAUUAUCUGAACUUUGUGAUCAAGAGAUUAAGGAGGCCAGGUUUUCUUCUAAGAGAUCAAGGAAAUCAUGGAUUUAGGGCUUCCCAUUGUUGAUUGGGUAUGUCAUAAAUUCUACAUCAGAUGGACCCCUUAUAAGGUUGAAGAAUACUACGUCAGUAUUCAUUUCCUGAGAACUGUAAAUACAACUAUGGAAGUUAUCAAGAACAACAAGGGUGGUCUCAAGCUAAUUCACGAAGGCUACUUGUAUACUAAGAGGUAUGCCAGGAAGAAUAUUCGAUGGGAGUGUUCCAGCAGAGCUGCAUUUACUUGUAAAGGCGGUGUGACUUCAGACCUGGAGAUAAAGACCAUCGUUAGUUUCACACAACAUAGCCAUGAUCCACAGGAUCAGUCUGUAGCAGUGGCAAAGCUGCGUUCAGCCAUGAAGGAGCGUGCUGGCACAUCACGUGGUACACUUACUCAGCUCCUAGUCGAUUCCAUCAGUGACACACCUGUAGAUGUACGCGCAGAACUCGGUAAACCUGAUCACAUCAAACGUGCACUGCGUCGAGAACGGGCUAAACAUAUGCCCAAGAACCCCACUUCGCUCCGUGAUCUCAUGCUAGAUGAUGAAUGGACCACUUCAAGUGAUGGAGACAGAUUUCUCAUAUAUGACAACGGUGUGGAUUCCUCUGAUCGUAUGUUAGUGUUCGGGACUGAUGACGGAUUACGUCACCUUGCCAGUUCUUUGUCAUGGUUUAUGGAUGGAACAUUCACUGUUGCUCCACUGUUGUUUACUCAGCUGUAUGUGAUUCGUGUUCCACUCGGUGAGUCAGCUGUGACGUGUGUGUAUGCAUUUCUACCAAACAAGCACCAAUCCACAUAUGAGGAACUAUUCAUAUCAAUUCAGGAUCGCUGCAGCGAGCUAGGAUUCCAGGCUGAUCCUGUAACUGUCACCCUCGACUUUGAACAAGCUGUGAUGAAUGCAGUAAUAACAACCUUUGGUCCACAAGUCAAUGUUCAUGGAUGCUUCUACCAUCUUACGCAGAGCACGUGGAGGAAAAUACAGAGUCUCGGCCUUGUUCAACGCUAUCGGGAAGAGAAGGAUGUUAAGCUUUUCUGUGGUAUGCUUGAUGGACUGGCAUUCCUACCAGUUAAUGAUGUACCAGAGGGGAUGACCUAUCUGCGUGACAACACCCCUGAUGGGCUGGAACCCUUGCUCGUGUAUUUUGACUAG
This is a messenger RNA of Gigantopelta aegis, 1382 nucleotides long. RefSeq lists its product as uncharacterized. Bases 237 to 1382 code for a protein of 381 amino acids. NCBI's taxonomy places the organism in Eukaryota, Metazoa, Mollusca, Gastropoda, Neomphalida, Peltospiridae. The record is from RefSeq and is a predicted model, not a curated record. The transcript is spliced from 2 exons.